AAAGUUCAAAAUCGAUUGACAUUUUACUAGUCCGGCCGGGCCGUAAGCCGGUGAAGGUAGUGGGUUUAUCGUCGACAAUAUAAAAGCACUGUCGCUUUCUGCUGGGCUAGUCUUUGGGUACGCUAUUGAGAGUAAAAGAAUCAAUAUGAAGAGCUGUAUCGUGUUUGCUUGUCUGCUGGUCGCGGUGUUGGCCGCCGACAAAUAUAACUCCAAAUACGACAAUUUCGAUGUGGAGACGCUGAUCACAAACGACAGACUACUGAAGUCGUAUAUAAAUUGCUUCUUGGAUAAAGGCCGUUGCACACCUGAAGGCACGGAUUUCAAAAAGACCCUACCUGAAGCCGUAGAGACCACAUGCGCAAAAUGCACAGAGAAGCAGAAAGGAAACAUCAAGAAGGUGAUCAAAGCUAUUCAGACGAGACACCCCAGACAGUGGGACGAGCUCGUCAAGAAGAACGACCCGACUGGCAAAUACAUUGCCAACUUCAACAAGUUCAUUGAGAGCUAAACGUAGUUUUUAAAGCUUAGGCUAAGUUAAGGGGCCCACAGAUAACCAGUUCGCCGGACGAUAUCAGCCUGUCAGUAAAGCUCAUUUAGACGGUACGAGACCUCGCAUGCGAGUUUCAUUACAUUGCGGUAUUUGAUUGGUCGUGUAAUUGGAAGUAACCAACAGUCCUCAAUGUAAUAAAAUCGCAUACGAAUUCGCGCGCCAUCUAAAUCAGGUCUUAAUCGCAAAAGGUAACAGUUCCUAACAACUGACAGGCUGAUAUCGUCCGGCGAACUGGUAAUCUGUGGGCUCCUUUAGAAUAGGAAGGCUGCUACGAUCUCCAAAAACGAUUGAAUUUAGGCCCUUAGCCCAAAUAAAUAAAGUUCAACCUAAAAUCUCGCAUUAGAAGAUUGUAUGUUGCCUAUAACUCAUCUGUUGUCGAUAGGUACUUUUUAAAAUCUUAAUGAUUUUCUAAAAUUGGCAAAUGAAUUUGUAGCUCUGUGGAAGCAUUAUUUAUUGUAUUUUCACAACAUAGACUGAUUUGUAAUAAAAGAUAUCCGACAUA
This is a messenger RNA of Cydia fagiglandana, 1052 nucleotides long. RefSeq names its product ejaculatory bulb-specific protein 3-like. The coding region runs from base 146 to 508 and encodes 120 amino acids. The transcript is spliced from 3 exons. Lineage: Eukaryota; Metazoa; Arthropoda; Insecta; Lepidoptera; Tortricidae. The record is from RefSeq and is a predicted model, not a curated record.